Molecule: messenger RNA, 2037 nt
Organism: Closterium sp. Naga37s-1
Lineage: Eukaryota; Viridiplantae; Streptophyta; Zygnematophyceae; Desmidiales; Closteriaceae
Source: the annotation of a GenBank genome assembly
AUGGACGCGCUCCGCCAGGCCGUGCGCGACGCGGCGCUGCGGCUGCCGAAGCCCGCGGGCGUGCCGCUGUCGUACGGCACGGCGGGGUUCCGCCACGACGCGGCGCUGCUCGACUCCACCGUUCAGCGCUGCGCGCUGCUGGCGGCGCUGCGAUCGCUGCAGCAGGGCGGGCGUGCGACGGGCGUGAUGGUCACCGCGUCGCACAACCCUGCGAAAGACAACGGCGUGAAGAUCGCCGACAGCAACGGCGGCAUGCUGGCCGUCGCGUGGGAGGCACACGCGACGCGGCUCGCCAAUGCGGCGACUGCGGACGACCUGGUGCAGGCAGUGGAGGCGAUAGUGCAGGAGGAGGGAGUGCCAGUGGGCGACGCCACAAGGGGGCGCGUGGUACUGGCGAGGGACACCCGGGAGAGCGGUCCCAGGCUGCUGGACGCCGCACUGCAGGGAGUGGCGCUGGUACCAGGAGUGACCCCAACGGCAUGCGCGCUGCUCACCACCCCCCAGCUGCACUGGCUCGUGUGGGCGGCCAACCGCCAGCCCCCCGCCUCGCCCCUGCUGCCCUCCGAAGACCUCUACUUCUCCACCCUCGUCUCCGCCUUCACAGCCCUGCUCCCCGCAUCCUCCUCUUCCCCUUCCCCCUCCGCCGCGCCUUCCCCCUCCCUCUCCCCCUCCUCUUCCCCCGCCCCCGCGCCCUUCCCCUGUCCGCCGCUGCUGGUAGACGCGGCCAAUGGGGUGGGAGCGCCCAAGCUGCAGCGGCUGGUGGAGGAGGUGCGGGGGAGGGCGGGCGUGGCGCUGGCGGUGGCGGUGCGCAACACAGGGGGCGAGGGCGAGGGGGAGCUGAACGAGGGCGUGGGGGCGGACUACGUGCAGAAGGAGCAGCGCGCACCCAGGGGGUUCGGGGGGGAAGAGGACAUGGCGCACAGGUGUGUGAGCUUGGAUGGCGAUGCAGACCGCCUUGUCUACUUCUUCCACUCUCCUCCCUCACCCACCACCACCACGGCUACCACUGCUUCACAACCCUCCUCCUCCCCUGCCCCCUCCCUCGCCCCGCCUGCCUCUGCCCCACCUACCUUCCACCUGCUAGACGGGGACAAGAUAGCAGCGCUCUUCACCUCCUUCCUCGUGCACACCCUCCGCGCCAUCUCCCCCUCCCAGCCUCCCCCCCCCGCCUCCGCCUCCGCCCUCCCCCCCUGCGCCUGGUUCGCCCUCCCGUCCUUCCGCGCCAUCUCCCUGGGCGUGGUGCAGACGGCCUACGCCAACGGGGCGUCAACGGCGUAUCUGGCAUCGCAGCUGGGGUGUGCGCCGGCAGUGGCACGCACAGGCGUGAAGCACGUGCAUGCCGUGGCGGAGCGGUGGGACGUGGGGGUGUACUUUGAGGCGAACGGGCAUGGCACGGUGCUGUUUGGGGAGGAGCUGCUGGCGUGGCUGCAGGCGCAGUCAGAGACGGGACUGCCGGAGGGGUCUGGUGAGAAUGGGGGGUGUCGCUUUGGGGAGUGGGGGAGUGUGGGAGUGUGGGAGUGUGGAUGCAUGGGGGUGUACUUUGAGGCGAACCGGCAUGGCACGGUGCUGUUUGGACAUGUGCUGCUGGCGUGGCUGCAGGAGCAGACUGAGAAGGGACUGCCGGAGGGAUCGGCCCUGCAGCGACUGGUAGCGCUGAGCAUGCUGUGCAACCAGGCGGUGGGCGACGCACUGGCGAACGUGCUGGCAGUGGAGGCGGUGCUGCGCUGCCAGGGGUGGUCGCACCACGAGUGGAGCCGCAUGUACCACGACCUGCCCUCGCGCCAACUCAAGGUGCGAGUGGCAGAGCGCAGCAUGUUUGUGCCGUGUGGCGAUGACACCAGGCUACUGGAACCCGCUGCUCUGCAGGCCACCAUCGAUGCUGCUCUUGCGGGAGUGGCGGGAGGGCGGGCGUUUGUGCGGCCGUCAGGCACGGAGGAUGUGGUGCGCGUGUAUGCAGAGGCAGCCACCCAGGAAGCCGCAGAUGCUCUUGCUCGCACCGUGGCCGCUGCUGUGGAGCAGCAGUCCCCCGUCCAAUAG